Messenger RNA from Boleophthalmus pectinirostris (great blue-spotted mudskipper), 2922 nucleotides. RefSeq names its product EBF transcription factor 3. The record is from RefSeq and is a predicted model, not a curated record. Gene Ontology annotation, biological process: regulation of transcription by RNA polymerase II. Gene Ontology annotation, molecular function: RNA polymerase II cis-regulatory region sequence-specific DNA binding; DNA-binding transcription factor activity, RNA polymerase II-specific. The coding region runs from base 65 to 1195 and encodes 376 amino acids. NCBI's taxonomy places the organism in Eukaryota, Metazoa, Chordata, Actinopteri, Gobiiformes, Gobiidae. The transcript is spliced from 10 exons.
CUUCCUAAAGUUCUUCCUCAAGUGUAAUCAGAACUGUCUGAAGAAUGCAGGGAAUCCUCGGGACAUGCGCAGAUUCCAGGUGGUCGUAUCGACGACUGUCAAUGUGGACGGCCACGUCCUGGCUGUCUCUGACAACAUGUUUGUACACAACAACUCCAAGCACGGGCGAAGGGCUCGCAGACUCGACCCUUCAGAAGGUACGCCUCCUUAUCUGGAGAAUGCAGCCACCCCGUGCAUCAAGGCCAUCAGCCCCAGUGAGGGAUGGACCACCGGAGGAGCCACAGUCAUCAUAAUAGGAGACAACUUCUUCGAUGGGCUACAAGUCGUUUUUGGGACCAUGCUCGUAUGGAGUGAGCUGAUAACUCCCCACGCCAUCCGGGUGCAGACUCCACCUCGGCACAUCCCCGGCGUGGUGGAAGUCACGCUGUCCUACAAGUCCAAGCAGUUCUGCAAAGGUGCCCCCGGGAGAUUCGUCUACACUGCCCUUAAUGAGCCUACCAUCGACUACGGCUUCCAGAGACUGCAGAAGGUCAUCCCCAGACACCCUGGCGACCCGGAGAGGUUACCAAAGGAGGUGUUGCUGAAGAGAGCAGCAGAUCUGGUUGAAGCCUUGUAUGGAAUGCCCCACAACAAUCAGGAGAUCAUUCUGAAGAGGGCAGCUGACAUCGCGGAGGCCCUGUACAGCGUUCCUCGCAACCACAACCAGAUCCCCUCGCUCGCAAACACAGCCUCCCACGGCAUGAUGGGAGUCAACUCCUUCAGCAGCCAGCUAGCAGUCAAUGUGUCUGAGUCACAAGGGAAUGACCAAGUGGGGUACAGUCGGAACACCAGCAGUGUGUCCCCUCGGGGCUACAUCUCCAGCAGCACCCCGCAGCAGUCCAGCUACAACACCGUCAGCAACAGCAUGAAUGGCUAUGGCAAUGCCGGUAUGAACCUGGGAGUGCCAAGCUCCCCAGGGUUCCUCAACGGAUCCUCUGCCAACUCCCCAUAUGGAAUUAAACAAAAGAGCGCCUUCGCCCCUGUGGUCCGACCCCAGGCCUCCCCACCCCCCUCCUGCACCAGCGCCAACGGCAACGGACUGCAAGGUGAGCCCCCCUCACCCCCUCAUCCCUUCCCUACGGACUACUGGUCAGAUACCGCUGCUCAGGCCUCUGUCCGUUUUGCCAUGUCCGGCCUGGUUGUCCCUCCAAUGUAAAUGCACUUUGGUCAUCUCAAGCACCAGUCACACUACCACUUCACAGGGCACCCCCUGAGCACACAGCCAGUUGCUGGUGUCAUGUAUAGUCAACUGCUUGUUCUGUUUUUAAAGAUGAAGAAAAAAGAAAAGAAAGAUUUUUUUUUUUCUUUUAAAAGACUUAAAAACCUGCAGAGAGAAGGAUUUCUGGAGUCGGACUUUGUUCUGUGGGACUUUUUGUUUCCCCCUCCCAUUGGAGCACCCUUAAAAAGGACACGGGAUGAUGAAGGGUUUAUUUUGUAUACUGUCGGACUGUGCAUCGGCCUUGGACACGCCCACUCACACAUGACACGCUCAGUACUGGAAGGACUCUGUGGACUCACACCUGGUUGUAAAGUAAAACACUGUUGUACAGUACAUUUGCCAAUGAACUUGUUUGCCUCAGAAAAUCAGCUUUUCUGUUUCAACUCUCUUUUAAUAGAUUCACAACAGUUGUGUGUCUUUUUAAUGUGACUUUUUUGUAUUUUUAUGUGUGAGAAAAAUACACAGGGGCCAAGACAAUUUCAACUGGAAAAAUAUAUGAGAUAUAUAAUGUAGAAAAUUGAGCUUAAAGUACAACAAAUACAAGUACACGGGAGGGUUGGUGGGAAGGUUGUAUCAUGUUUCAUUCCUGCAUUUUAACUUAAAUUUUGUAAUUUAUUGUAGCUAGAAAUCAUCUUCAAAAGUAAAAAAAAAUCCUCUUUGAUUCAACAAGCACACUGACGUGUACAAAACACUGCUCUGUUGAUGAAUAUGAUGUACUUCCAUGUCUAGAGCUUCCUUUAAGCAAGUGUGUUUUGCCAUGUUUUUCAACCUUUUGCUAGCACUGUAUAUUAAUGCAUUCCUAGGCUACUGUGAAGUCUGUUUCUUGUUGAUGAGGAGCAGUCUCUCGUUCUAGCUCCAACUCCCUUAUGUGUUUUAUAUGUGGUUCAAAAUUGUAGACUAUUGUGAUAUUGCCAAACUUGUGCUAAAUAUUUAUACAUCUGUCUUUUUCAUGUUCUUUUAGAUCAACAAAAACAUUGAAAAACAAAAUUAAAAUCCAUUGAGAAUGUAGACAUAUAGUACUUCAUUGUCAUUUUUCUGUUCAAAUACACACUUGCGCUCACUGAGGGAAAUUUUGUAACAUAUCAACUAUAAAUAUGUAUUUAUCUCUGAAAUUUUGUAUAUUGCUUUUCAUUAUGUAUGUAUUAAUCGUCAUGCCCUUAAUAUAGUGAUGCAGCACAGAUAAUUCAGCCAAGAACUGUUGCCUUCAUUUGUUUUCUUUUUGUAUUUGAUGAAAAUGCAAUGUGCAUAUUCACGUGUAUCCUCCAAAUUUGUGUUACUCCAUCAAGACUCUCUGUCCAUUUUUUAAAGGGGAAGUCAAACUUCAUUGUUUAUUUUUAUAUUGAUUUUAAAUUAUCUAUACAGACCAUUUUGGAGAAAACUUUGUUGGUUGUAUUGUCAAAUAAAUUGUUUGUGACCCAUAUGAUAGUUGUUAAGAUCCAAUAGAGACUAAUGUGCAUGAGGGACAACCUUGGAGAAAAAUCACUCCAUCUGUGGUUGUAUUUUUCUGUUUUGUAGAAUGUAUAGAAGUCAUUUUUACUCACCACUUAUGACUCUGCCACAUAGCUUACAUGUGUUUACAGGGAAGAAAGUUUAAACAUGUCAACAUUUGGAAUGGAAACAGAAAUGAAUAAGUGAUGUUUUAUUAAAAUUUUCAGUAAAAAAAC